UCUUACUGCAGCGGCUCGUGCUCCUUAGCAAUCAUUUGUGCCUGAGCUGCUUUAUUUGUCUGCCUCUAAUACAGAGGCUGCUUAUUUGGCAGUUUCUCAAGUUACUCCCCUCAGGCAGCUUGAGCCAGUAAAACUAGAUCCUUUCAUCUCGCUGGAGCUUACUGACAACCAGCCGUCUGGUUUCCUAGGAAACAAAAUCUUGGCUAGAAAUAGUGAAUCAUUUCCAGGUCACUUUCAACAUGGAGAGUGGAGCAGGGAAGCAUUGGACUGAGGAGGAGGUUAAAGCCUUGCUAAGCGUCUGGUCAGAGAAAAAUAUCAGAAAGCAACUCCAUGGCACCCUGAGGAAUAAAGGAAUAUUUAUCUACAUUGCUAAAAGGUUGCAGGAGUUGGGAGUUUGCAGAGACUGGAAACAGUGCCGUGCAAAGUAUAAAAACCUGAAGUACGAAUACAGAACGGUUAAAUAUGCCCACAACUCUGGGGAUGUCACCAAAACCAUGAAGUUUUUUCAUGACCUGGAUGCCAUAUUGCGAUAUGAACCUGUCACGCAAUUAGCGGCAGAAGAAAACGGCAGGUGCUCUGCAACUGAGACGCAGCUCAACACAAGCCCCACAACCGACAGCACGCAAGGUGAAAUAUCAGUUUCUUUAGAAGAUGAGGAGGAUGCUCCAGGAGAUCCACUACUCUUUAUGUCCCAUGUCAGACCAGUUCAACUAGGUAAUCCAGCGCCAGCAAUAGAGGCUUCCAAAACACCGACUUUUAUUCCAACAGUAGCAAAUGAAGGAGGAAAACACUGGACUGUUAAUGAAGUCAGAGCUCUGAUACGCAUAUGGUCAGACAAAAGUAUCCAGCAACAACUGGAGGGGACAGUGAGAAAUAAAAGAAUAUUUGAACAGGUUGCUGCCAGACUGCAAAAGUUUGGAAUUGACAGGGACUGGAAGCAGUGCAGGACAAAAUAUAAAAAUCUGAAACACGAAUACAAGAGUGUAAAAAAUGCCCAAGACUCAGGGAGUACAAGUAAAACUAUGAAAUUUUUUAAUGAACUGGAUGCUAUUCUGGGGCACAGCACCAUGGAACAAGGAAGUAAAUCAGAUAAUGAUGAAAGUGGGAGGCCUCCAGAAUGGACUGAAGCAAAAUCAGAAAAGGACUGCAUAGAAAUGCCUGGAGACCCCGCUGAAGAGGACUCUGUUAGUAAUGUGUCAGAAGACCUACGGGUUGCAGAUAUAAAGAAAGUUUCUGACUCAGAAAUCCUUGAGGAUGAGGAGGACUUCACUAAUUCCACCCAGACAGCUACACAAAUAAAGAAGGAGACGAUUGACAUAGAUGAUGAUUCUAUGAGCACUACCUCAGAAGACAGAUCUUGUACACCAGUAGCAAAGCGGCUAGCUGGGACAGAUAAUCAAAUUCCCUUGGAUGAAGCACAAAAUCACUUUAAAGUUAUUACUGUUAAUGAUACUGGAGCAGGAAAACACUGGAGUGAUAAUGAAGUCAAAGCUCUGAUAAACAUAUGGUCAGAUGAAAAGAUACAGCAAAUGCUUGAAGGAGCCACACGAAAUAAAGAAAUAUUUGAGGAAAUUGCCAGAAGGUUAAUGAAACGUGGAAUAGACAGAGACUGGAAACAAUGUCGCACAAAGUACAAGAACUUAAAAUACGAAUACCGAGCACUGCAGAAAGAAAAUGAGCAUCAUGGUAAUCCCAGGAGAAAAAUGAGGUUUUACGAUGAAGUUGACUGCAUCUUAAGAAGACAGCCUCUAGGCCCAUCAGCCUGGAGGCGUGAAAGUUCCAGCCUCCUAUCAGGUUCAGUGGGAGAUGUUACGUCAAACACAGGAUCACUGGGUGUCAAGAGAAAAACAUGGAAUGAUGAAAUGUCACCUGUUCCACUCAAGAAAAGUGCUUCUGAAAAUACCAUAUUCCAGGUUCAAAGACUAUUAACAGAGAAAGUGCAUACAGUAACCGAAGGCAAAAAGUUACUGCUAGAAAGGCUUUGUAAGCAGGAAGAAAUGCAAGACCUCAGCAGAUCACAGCUGUAUGGUGAUCCAUCAGCCGUACAACAGGUUGGUUUACUGAACUUUCUACCAAACUAGCAUGCAGAGAGAUUCUUAGACAGUAGGAAAUGAAGUAACUUCUUUGUGAAUGUGGGUCACUCAUAUGAGUAUCUGGUUGCUCCCCUUUUAUAUAUUCACCAUUAGUCAUUUAAAUUAACGCAAAGUAUGAAUUUCCAUCAUAUUUCUUGACAGUCAGCUU
Tinamus guttatus (white-throated tinamou) is the source of this 2241-nucleotide messenger RNA. Lineage: Eukaryota; Metazoa; Chordata; Aves; Tinamiformes; Tinamidae. The record is from RefSeq and is a predicted model, not a curated record.